GUCGGGGACCACUCGUUGGCAGAAGAAUAUUUUCCCACCGAAGGGAAAAGCUAUAAUCCCGGAAACCAAACAGGACAAUAUAUAAUUCGCUUAUAUUAUACGCCUGUUUCUCCCUUUUCUUUUCUUCCCUAUAAUUCCUUCAGAAUCCACCACUCUCAUAUUCUCCUCUUCCUAAGUGCAUUACAGAAAAUUUUAUUUUCAGGGAGAUAAAUGGACAAAUUCAAAAGCAUGUUAAAGCCGAAACCGAACCCGCAACAGCAAUUGAGAGAUUGGCAGAGACGGCUACGCCAAGAGUGCCGCAACAUCGAGCGCCAAAUCAGAGAUGUUCAGAGAGAGGAGAAGAAUGUGCAUAAAGCAAUCAGAGAAGCUGCCAAGAGAAAUGAUGUGGGAUCAGCAAAGGCUCUUGCGAAGGAAAUUGUUAUGUCGAGAAAAGCUGUAAACCGUCUUCAUGAAAAUAAAGCCCAGUUAAAUUCAAUAUCAAUGCAUCUUGGGGAAAGUGUUGCAAUUGCUAGGACAGUGGGUCAUUUGUCUAAGAGUGCUGAAGUCAUGAAACUUGUCAAUAAUGUCAUGAAAGCUCCACAAAUGGCUGCCACAAUGCAGGAAUUCAGCAAAGAAAUGAUCAAGGCUGGGGUUAUUGAAGAAUUUGUAAAUGAUGCUGUUGACACAGCUUUAGAUUCAGAAGAUAUCGAAGAGGAAAUUGAGGAAGAAGUUGAUAAAGUCCUAACAGAAAUAGCUGGUGAGACAGCCGCUGAGCUUCCAGAAGCUGUCAGGAAGGAGAAGGUGAAAGUACCUGCCCAGAGAGCAAGCACUUCACAUGAAGAAGAAGCUAUAGCAGAGGGUGUGGAUGAUGAGGAAGAAUUAGAAGAAAUAAGGGCACGACUUGCAAAAGUGAGAUCGUAGCUUGACAAAUUCUUAAUCGCUGUUCAUGUCUUCCAAAUUCAUGAGGAAAUGUAAAACCUGGAUUUCCAUGGUUGAGAGCUGGGGUUUGAGCCUUGUUUGUCGUGGUUUACUGGACCGUCAUGUAACAUGGUCGAAGUGCCUAGUGAUUUCAAACUAGUACCAUAAGUAUUUUCUUUUUUCAAUCUUAUAUUAUAUAAGUUGGCUACUUGAUUUAAUAUUGUGAAGCUUCUUAAGUAAACAUGAUUCAGUUUAGUUUUC
Messenger RNA from Tripterygium wilfordii, 1158 nucleotides. RefSeq names its product vacuolar protein sorting-associated protein 24 homolog 1. The record is from RefSeq and is a predicted model, not a curated record. NCBI's taxonomy places the organism in Eukaryota, Viridiplantae, Streptophyta, Magnoliopsida, Celastrales, Celastraceae. Bases 211 to 900 code for a protein of 229 amino acids. The transcript has 6 exons. Gene Ontology annotation, cellular component: ESCRT III complex; multivesicular body. Gene Ontology annotation, biological process: protein transport; late endosome to vacuole transport; endosome transport via multivesicular body sorting pathway.